This is a messenger RNA of Spinacia oleracea (spinach), 1878 nucleotides long. RefSeq lists its product as uncharacterized. Bases 1 to 1878 code for a protein of 625 amino acids. Lineage: Eukaryota; Viridiplantae; Streptophyta; Magnoliopsida; Caryophyllales; Amaranthaceae. The transcript has a single exon. The record is from RefSeq and is a predicted model, not a curated record.
AUGGAUAAAAGUUGGAUCCAUCUACCCACUGGUCAUCGUGAAUAUAUCGACGGUUGUAUGGAAUUUAUUGAGUUUGCCAAGCAAGAUCUAGUCGAAGUAAAAAUUAGAUGUCCAUGUAAGAACUGUAAGGUAGAGAAAUGUUUCUCCGUAAAUGAAGUGGAGAGGCAUAUUUUGUUUAAGGGAUUUUAUAAGCCAUAUAAGGAUUGGAUUUUUCAUGGUAAAGGGGAUACGUUUCAGCGUAUGUUUGAGAGAGAUGGAGGGAUUACUAGUGAAGGAUCCCUUGAUAACCAAAGUGGGUUUGUAGGUCGAGAUAAUAUGGGAGGGCUAUUAAGAUCAGCAUUUAGUGUUAAUAUGCCUCCCAAUUGCCCAAAUUUAGAAGCAAGAGAGGAUGAUGAAUGGAUUGAGGAGCCCGUGGCCUAUGACACAGAUGUAGAAUAUGAUUAUUCUACAAUAGAAGAAGAUGUGACAUAUAAGAAGUUGCUUGAAGCUUCUGAGGAGAAAUUAUACGAGGGGUGUAUCAAUUUUUCAAAGUUAUCUUUUCUGUUACACUUGUUUCACUUGAAGUGUAUAAAUCACUGGUCCAUAGAAUCUUUCAAUAUGUUGUUGAAGCUAAUUCUAGAUGCAUUUCCUCAAAUACUUGAUUUUCCCUCUUCUUAUUAUUACAGUAAGAAAAUGAUAAAAGACUUGGGCCUUGGGUAUGAAAAUAUUGAUGCUUGUCCAAAUAAUUGCAUGUUGUAUUGGGGUGAAUUUCUAAAGAAAGACAAGUGUCAUGUUUGUGGUACAUCGAGGUGGAAGAAAACUAAGGAUAGGGGCAACGUUGUAAGUGAUCAAGGUACGGAUACUUGUAAGAAAGGUGUGCCAGCUAAGGUAAUGCGAUAUUUCCCUCUUAUACCGAGACUAAAAAGAAUCUACAUGUCAUCAGAAACAGCAGAAGAUAUGAGAUGGCAUGAUACAGAGCGAUUGGGUGAAGAUGAUAAGAAGAUUUUAAGGCAUCCUUCAGAUGGCUUAGCAUGGAAGGCAUUUGAUGAGCGUCACAGUGAUUUUGCAUUAGACCCUCGUAGUGUUCGAUUAGAUCUUGCGAGUGAUGGUUUUAAUCCUUACCGUUUAAUGAACACCACUUAUAGUACGUGGCCAGUGAUGUUGAUUCCUUAUAAUCUUCCAGCAUGGUUAUGUAUGAAACCGUCUUCUUUCAUUCUGUCCACGCUUAUUCCUGGAAAAUCAAGUCCCGGAAAUGAUAUUGACGUGUAUCUGCAGCCAUUAGUGCAUGAAUUGAAAUUGCUGUGGACAGGGGUUGAAGCUUUUGAUGCUUUUGCCGGAGAGAAAUUUAAUUUGCGUGCGGCUUUGCUUUGGACUAUUAAUGACUUUCCCGGCUAUGCAAUGCUCUCUGGUUUGAGCACAAAAGGUUACAAUGCAUGUCCUAUAUGCUUAGAUUCCACGCCUUCUGAUAGAUUUGGGAGCAAGAUUUGCUAUUGUAGCUAUAGAAAAUGGUUACCUGCAGAUCACCCAUAUCGAUGUCAAGGUGACAAGUUUUGUGAGAAGUUUGGAACUAAUGAGUGGUGUAAACCUCCAUCUCGUCCUAGCGACACUGAUAUAUUGAGGCAGCAAGAAAAGGUGAAGCAUGUUUACGGAAAGUCGAAGGCACCACCGAAAAAGAGGCAAAGAGGACAUGAUGAUGAAGAUGAUGUCCAAGAUGAAAGUGACUUUGGUACCAAGAGAAGCAUAUUCUUUGAUUUGGUGUAUUGGGAGCAUAAUCUUCUAAGGCAUAAUUUAGAUGUGAUGCACAUUGAGAAAAACGUGUCUGAGAAUAUUUUGGGAACUCUUCUUAGUAUGGAUAAGAGUAGAGAUAGUAGGAAUGAUCGAGAAGCCCUUGAAGCAUAG